Molecule: messenger RNA, 6435 nt
Organism: Symbiodinium natans
Lineage: Eukaryota; Dinophyceae; Suessiales; Symbiodiniaceae
Source: the annotation of a GenBank genome assembly
AUGGCGUUUGAGCAUGCUUGCGAUACGGCGGCGUGGGUUCUGGCUGCGUUCGUGGCUUCUCUUGACCGCGACGGCCAUGUGCGUCAGCCCGUUCUGUUGGCAGGUGCAUUGCAUGGAGCUGGGGCCCACCCACUCUUGGUCCAGGGCCUAGCGGCCACCCUGCGCCAGAAAGGUGUGCCGGCUGAGGCGGCGUCCGACCGUGCUCAGUCUGCAAUAUGCCAACUUGGUGCGGCAGCUGUCCAGAAGGCAAUGACUUCGGCCCAGCCUUGGAAGCAGUUGAAAGCCUUGGCCAAUCAGGCAAAGCCAGUGUUCCAGUGGAUUCUUCCGUCCGAGCUUCAGGUUCACAUCGAAGCCCGGUUGGCGUCGGGUGACGGCCCGAGCCAUCGCCGAGCUCAACGCAAAGUUCGCAGUGUUUCAGGGCCAUUGGCGCCCAGCAGCAAGGAGGUACAGGCGCCUAGGCCAGACCAGGUUGAGGUUCCCGACGGUGUCUUCAUCCAGGCCAAAGGUGGCGAAGCCUUGUGUGCGCUCUCCCUGCUUGAGGUAGGACCUCAGGCAGAAGGGGUCGUCUUGGUGACGCCGGCGGAGGCGUUGCCUUACCUUGCACUCUCGAGCCCAGUUUCCAAGCGUGCGUUGGCGCUCCUUGUCCUUGGGGAUAUCUGUGUGUCUGGGGCCACCGCGCCUGUGUCCCAGGUUCGGUUCCAGGCCCAGUGCGUUGAGACAUCUGAGCCUAUGCUACUGACAGCAACCAUGAUCCAGAUUGGCGAUGUUUGGGUGGCCAAGGCUGUGCCUACUCAGGUGGCGCCGCUUGAUGUCGUUGAUUCCACCUUGGUUCGGGUUGCUUGCUUCAAGGACCAGUGGCCUGGAGUAUGGCGGGAACUGAUUCAGGCACCAGUGCGAGCAAUUCUUUCUCAAUGCCCUCAGCUCAGGACGUGUCGCGCCUUGGACUGUGCGUGCCCGUCGUGGCAUGGCCUUAGCGGCCCAGGGGAGCCCGAAGCUCUCCUGGAGGUUUUUGGCAGGCAGUUCUUGAACGAGAAUUACAAGGGGGCAUCACCGUCAGAAGCUUUUGUGUUCAACGCCAUCCUGCGUAUCCCGAGCCAGCUAGUGGCUCCGCUCCAGGCUGCAUCCGGCCAGGCAGGCCUCUACUACGAGCCCAGGGGCGCUGACCUACGCGCCCCGUCGCUCCAGUGGACCGUUGUCUGGUUGCCGCGUCAUUCUCACGCAGAGGCUUUGGUAAAGAAGCAGGCGCACACUGAGGUGGUAGGGCUGGCGCGAGUCGGUGAGCGCUAUGGCUUGAGAUGCCUCGCUGCUCAGGCACGGGAGCUUCACAGCAAGGUGCGGCCGGAUGCAGAGUACAUCCCACGCGAAGGGGCAGUCACGUAUCACGUAGGCCCGUGGCCCUUUGGAAGCCAACGCCACACCUUGGCCAAGACAUUCCGAGCCAUCUCGUGGCCAGCCAUCCCUCAGCAGCCCUUGCCUGCAGGUGGUCAAGGCGCGGGCAUUUGGUGGGUAGUCCAGGCCUCGGAGCGUCCUGACAGAUCUGUCAUUCCCACAGCCCAAGGGGAAAUCCUGAUCGUUGAGCAAAAGGCCCGUGUGGUCGAAGCGCCACGCGUGCCGACUGUCGUUGCGUCCAAGUCUGCCCUUCGUCGCCUCUCGGAAUCCCGUGUCGAGGCUGAUCCCCUUGAUGUGUCAGACCCAUGGCAACAGUAUUUGGAUGGCAAGGCUAGUGGACAGAGCCAGGCACUCCGCGGGGAAUCAUCAGGAUCCUCCGGACCAAGAGCCCAGGGUGUCACUCAGGCGGAGUUCCAGCAGCUGGCGCGCCGACUUGAAGAGUCGGUGGGCACACAGGUUGCCACACAGGUUUCGCAGGCGCACAGGUCUUUUGAUGGCCGCUUGGCAGGUGUUGAGGAGAAGGUUGGUUCUCUUCAUCAAAGGGUCGAUGCCCAAGAGCAAGGUCUGCAGCAGGUCAUCCAGAACAUGUUUGCGGCCCAGACGCAGCGCAUCGAGGAGCUCCUUGGAGCGAAACGUGCGAGGUGCCGCGAGCAUUCCGCGGAUGCGGUGGUUGGUGGCACGUUGUUUGGCUUGCUUUCUUUCUCUCUUUUCAUUGGGGUGAGGCGUGCCAUCCAGGACCUGUCCGGCAAUCAGGCCCCAUUCACGUUUCUCCCGGGGGCCCCGGCGCCCCUGCGUACCGGAAGCCAAACUUCAGGUGGAUACACAGGAGUCGGCUUUGCAUCUUCAUAUCCCGUCCGGGCAUCCCCGACCGGGUGGCACCAGGAUGUGUGGAAUACCGCACGCGUCCAAUUGGCCUCUUUUUACGUGGCUCCUUUUUGGGUCCAAGGGGCAGUGGUUUAUGGCUGCCCGGCGGACCAAGCCAAGACGCACGUUCUUCUAGAUGCGGUCACUGAGCGGUUGGUGCUUAACUCUCGCGGCCCGAGGUUUGUUGUGGGUGACAUGAAUCUCCUGCCUCAACAGCUUGAAGCUGCCCACCCCGAAUGGUGCCAGCAUGGGUUUCGUGAAAUUCAGGCGGUCGCGGCAGCGAGAUGGGGCUGGCAGGUGCAGUCUACAUGCAAGCAUGCCACUCAGAAAGACCACCUGUGGGUGUCACCUGAGCUUGCCUCCAUGCUGUGCGAGGCGCAGGUGCAGCAUGACGUUUUUGCGGACCAUGCAGUGCUGGUGGGCACGUUCUUAGGAGGUCAGGCCAUGUUAUCGCGGUUUUGUUGGCGCAUGCCCCAGCCUGCGCUUGAACCGAAGGCAAAGGUGCAACCGCUGUCGACGCAGCCAGCCGUGCCAUUGGACACAUCUCGCCCUUCACAGGCCUACUCUUCCUUGUGGCGUCAGUAUGAGGACCGAUGGUCCGACGACAGAAGCGCGCGACAAAUCGAGCCCUUGACUGAGGCCCAACGUGGCCGGGCAGCCACCCUGGAUACCAAACUUGUUCGCACGGCUCCCGUACCGAUGACUAAGGGCAGGCAUGGUGAGGCCGAGGUAACCUUCUUUGGUGGGGAUUGGUGGUUCGGUCGGUGGUUCAAGCAGCUUCGUCGUUUGCAGGCCUACAUGCAGGUCGCGUGCAGCGCGGCAAGGUCGGAAGGCCGAGCCGAAGCCCAAGCCAAUCGGUGGCGCGCUGUUCGCCGAGCAGCAGGUUUCAAACCGUCGUUUGCAGAGCGGUGGCUAUGUCGCAAAGUUCGCAUGGCUGGGGAUCCAGACAGGAUGCCUGUCAACCCGCCAGGGGCCCAGUGUGCGCAGCAAAUCUUUCAGACGUUCGAGGCUUGUUUCCGUGACUUGGAAAGCCAACUUAAGAAGCACACGCGCAAACUGGCGCAGCAGCGCCGGGUGGACAAUCCAUCUUUGAUUUUUCGGGACAUGAAGCCUGAUCAGGCUGACGUGCUGCUCGGGGACCUCCCCCAAAUCUUCCAAGCCUUCGCCAAAGAAUGGAUUCAAAGGUGGAUCCGGCCGGACCACUUGGAGGCGCAUAGGUGGGACGGCCUGUUGGCUAGCUUUCCGUUGCCCCAAGGCCGACCUAUGGUGCUCCCGCCCAUUUCUGAAGAGACAUGGCGAGCGGCGGCGCGGGCGAAGCGGUCUUCGGCAGCCAUAGGGCCUGACGGCGUGUCACGCGAGGACUUGUUGCGCCUUCCCUCGGAUCUUGUGCAAGGCAUGUUGGCCAUUUACCAGGCGCUGGCCUAUCUCCGGGGAGUGGUGCCUGACACGCUGUAUGGCAACAUGCCGGGGAGGGCUGCGGCUACCAUUUGGUGGCAGCUUCAGGCAGAGGUGGAGCGUGCGCAAGCCCAGGGCUACGUUCUGGCAGGGGCUGCCCUUGAUUUGCAGAAAGCCUUCAACACUUUGCCCAGGGUGCCAGUUCUUGCUCUUGCCGAGUUGGUUGGCCUCCCGGCUGGGUUGGUGAGAGGUUGGUCCGGCGCUUUAACUGGGGUGCAGCGCAGGUUUAAGGUACGUGGUUCCGUCGGUCCGGCCUUGCUUGCCAAUGCAGGCUUUCCAGAAGGCGAUGCCAUGUCCGUUGUCGCCAUGGCGCUGGUUGACUUAGCACUCCAUCAUCAUAUAGCAGCACUGCCUCUUUCCAAAGUCAUUUCCUUCGUGGACGACUGGCAGCAUCUCACACGCCAUCCGGCCGUCAUCCCGGAGGCAGUCCAAGCCACCAAGGCCUUUGCGCAAUCCUGGGACAUCGCGCUGGAUGAGUCUAAAACUAAGGUCUGGGCGACAACCGCGGAAGCCCGGAAGGCACUUCGAAACCAAGGUUUCCAGACCACGCUGGAUGCUCGUGAUUUAGGGGGCCAUCUGUCCUUCUCUAAACGUGUAUCUGUCUAUACCAUCACGACCAGGAUUAAAUCAAUGCAGCCCCUCUGGCCGCGGCUUCAGCUGUCACCUGCCCCCUUUGAGCAGAAGCUUCGUGCGCUCUCAGUGGCGGCCUGGCCGCGCGCGCUUCAUGGCAUUUCGGUUGUUCUCUUGGGGGAUGGGCACUUUGACGGGUUGCGUAGUGCGGCUGUGCGAGGGCUAGGGGCCAAGCGGCCUGGGCUCAACCCAGCUGUUUUGUUGGGGCUCACUGUUUAUCCGGUGGCCGAUCCUGCCUUCUUUGCGCUUCUUUCCACAUUCAGAGAUCUUCGAACCCAUGGGUCGCCAGCAACAGUGGGCCAGUUGGCCGAUCCCAUUGCUGUGGGGGCACUUCCUGUAGGCACGGGGCCGGUUUCGGUUUGGUUGGGUAGGUGUAAUGCGGUGGGUUUGGCUUGGAGGCCCGAAGUGCAGAUGCUGGAGGAUUCACUGGGGGCUUUUGAUCCUUGGGCCACCUCCAUGCAGGAGGUUGAGCUGCGAUUGGUUCGCGCAUGGCAGGGAUCCAUCGCAUCCCGCGUGCAGCAUCGGCGAGGGUUUGCAGGGUUGAGACAGGCUGAUCCUGUCCUCACGCGCAAGCUUACAGCCCAGUGGCCGGCUGAGGACAGGGCCUUGAUACGCAUCACGCUCACAGGGGCCUUCUUUACAGAGGAUGCCUUGCACCACAUUGGAGGCGGCGAUUCGCCAUUAUGUCCCUUUUGCGACCAGCGUGACGGCGUUGAGCAUAGGGUUUGGCGCUGCACUGCUUUCAACCGCGAGCGCCAGCAGGCCCUUCGGGGGAGCACUUUCACUUUCGAGGACUUACCGCCGUGCCAGUCCAUGCAUGGUUGGUGCAUGCAGCCGCGUGAGCUUGACGUGCUACAGCAAGAACUGCUCGGCAUACCGUGCUUGCUUUGUGAUUUUCAGGUGCCGCAUUCGGCAGAAGAUCAGAUCGACUUGUUUACCGAUGGGUCAUGUUUGCUUCCAAGAGAACACCACCUGCGUUUGGCAGCUUGGGCUGUCACAGUUGCGGCCCCCGUGGGCGAGCCAGCAGUCAUCCUUGCCGCAGGGCCGGUGCCAGGCCUUGCGCAGACUGCCUAUCGCGGCGAGCUGUCCGCAGUUCUGUCCGCCCUCAAGUAUGCGCAGGCCUCAGGACGUAGGGUUCGCCUUUGGAGUGAUUGUCUGGGGGUAGUUCGGGGUGUUCGGGGGUUGGUUGAGGGGUCGGUUCGGCUCGUUAGGCCAACGGCGCGAAACGCCGACCUUUGGCUGCAGGUCCGAGACAUUUUGUGGGAAUAUCCUGACCGUUUUGGGGGCAUCUUUAAGGUUCCAGCGCAUGAGGCAUUGGGGGAGGAUGCCACUUUCUUUGAGGAAUGGAUACGCCACAACAAUGAUCAGGUCGAUGGGGCAGCGAAGCAGGCCAAUCGCGCGAGGCCACAGCGGUUCUGGGAUAUCUGGGAUGAGGUGCGUCGUGACGUGGCGUACCAGCAGCAUGUGGGCAGCAUCGUCUUGGGCCUCCACAGGGCCAUCGGACGUGCUUCGUGCAGGGCAAAACGCAAGCAGCGUGAGCCGGCUGACGUCGAGCUGCAGGUGGUGCCACCUGUGCCGGAUGAAAGAUCUCUGACGUGCCCCGUGGUCCCUGAGCGAGAUUUGGCCACUGUUUUCGCCAAGUUUGGAAGGCCUUAUGUGAUGGUCUUAAGCAACUGGCUCCGUUUGGUCACUGGCGCUGGUGGCGUUGUAGCUGCUCGACCCCGCUGGGUUUCUCUGGCACAACUUUACCUUGCAUUCCGACGUGCCACGGGAAUGGAAAUACCAUUUUAUAGGCAGUCUUCGAAGGCAUGGUACUCAACGGCCCCAGGGCCAGAGGAGAUGUUGCGUGAGGUUCCCCUAGGUCGGCGAGCAACUUGGUUUUUGACCCAGGUCAAGGCCGUGGUCAAAGCUGCUGGUGGAAACUGGUACACUCAGGAGACCCGGCCGUCUUCUGCCAUUCUCCAGUGCCGCCUCCUUUCCGUCUACAUGCGCUUCCCGGCAGAGCAGUUGGAGGCUGUGGAGUCGCUUUUGGCAGCAAGGCUGGGACGUGAAUGCCAACGACAUGAUCGCAGAUGGGCUGCCCUAACUUCGUUGUGA